AUGACGUCUUCAGAAUCCUUUCUUGUGCACCAAAAGGCCGUGCAAGAUCUUUUUGGCCCGUCGCCUGAGCUGACCUUGCUAUGUGAAAAUCCCGACUACCCCUUCGCUCACGAGGCUGGCGUGUUCAUCGAGAAGGACAAUAGUCUCAUAAUCACGAGCAACCAAUUCACCGACCUAAAAACCGGUGACCGCAAGAUCCAGAUAACCAGAGUUCACCUCCCUCACGAUGGCAGCUCAGGAGCGAGGUGCGAAGAAGUCAAUCCAGUCGGGGUACCAAUGGGAAAUGGUGGUGUCAACUAUCAAAACGGCACCUUGAUCUGCGCACAAGGGACAAAAAGCGAACCUGGCGGAAUUGUGUAUAUGGACUCAGAGCCGCCGUAUAAUACCCGCAGUAUAAUAAGCGCUUUCCAUGGCCGGGAGUUUAACUCGGUCAACGAUGUCGUUGUGCACUCGGACGGUUCGAUCUGGUUCACGGACCCAAUCUACGGAUUCGAGCAGGGCAUACGUCGCCCUCCUCAGCUACCUAGCCAGGUGUAUAGGUAUCACCCAGGUAGCGGGUCCAUAAGAGCGGUGGCGGAUGGGUUUGGUCGACCGAACGGGAUCUGCUUCAGCCCCGAUGAGAGGAUUGUCUAUGUCACUGAUACGGAUUUCAUCCAUGGCGAUGGGACCACGGACCUUACAAGAGCUUCAACAAUUUACGCUUUCGACGUCACCGUAUAUUCCGAUGAACCGUUCCUCACGAACCGACGGCUUUUCGCAAUGGCUGACAACGGUGUGCCGGAUGGGAUUAAGUGUGACGUUCAUGGAAACGUAUACAGCGGUUGCGGAGAUGGAGUCAAUAUCUGGUCGCCGGGGGGUGUCUUGCUCGGCAAAAUUCUUGUCGAUGGUGGUGCUGCCAAUUUCUGUUUUGGUAAAGACGGUGAAAUGUUCAUUCUGAAUGAGCACAGGCUGUGGAGGGCGAAGCUUGCAACAACAACGAAAGGCGCUUUGCUUAAUAUCUAG
Molecule: messenger RNA, 1002 nt
Organism: Diaporthe batatas
Lineage: Eukaryota; Fungi; Ascomycota; Sordariomycetes; Diaporthales; Diaporthaceae
Exons: 2
Coding region: 1-1002 (333 amino acids)
Source: RefSeq, a predicted model, not a curated record